Molecule: messenger RNA, 798 nt
Organism: Jaminaea rosea
Lineage: Eukaryota; Fungi; Basidiomycota; Exobasidiomycetes; Microstromatales
Exons: 2
Coding region: 81-752 (223 amino acids)
Source: RefSeq, a predicted model, not a curated record
UUCAGUAGCACUCGAUAGCUCGAUCAAGGUCAAGAUUUAGACGAGCACCCAGGAGCAACGAUAAGACGGCUGUCCUUCUAAUGGAGGCUGGCACGUCGUCCUCCUCGCCCUCGUCAUCAUCGCUCUCCUUUGUGCCGCGCAGAGUGGCCGGGACGAAGAGACGAGGAACCGGCCUCGCAUCAAAAUCACGGCCACCACCACCCGCAGUCGCAGCUCCUGGCGAUGUCGACGUCGACUUUCCCUCACACGUCCUCCUCCAUGCCACUUUAUCGCUCAAUCUCCCCACUGCAGUCGUAAAGGAUUCACAGCGACUAGCAAAGCAGAUCGAUCGGUUCGUUCGGAGGAGGCUGGAACGCAUCGCCCCACGCAGCGUUGACUACGUCGCUGUGAGGCGUCUCACCCGUAGCGAAGAGAUCGACGAGAGAGGCCAAGACGGGGACAAUUCAACGGCGAAGAUGACAGUCGAGUGUAACAUCCGCUGCUCCUCGCCCCUCGCCGCUCGUGCGCUCAUCGACAAGCACGAACAUAGUCAAAAGGCAGAACCGCCAGCAGACCAUCUUCAUCGGCAUCGUCGCACCCCUGCAGCAGGCCUCACAGCUCUUCGCCCUCUAACGCCCUCUGAGCAAAAAGCCGUAUGGCGCUACGAGGUGCCUAGCAAAGUCAAAUCGCGGGCUCGCCGGCGUGUAUCGCGACGCCUGAAGCAGGAGAAGGAAGAGAGGGGCGACGCUGCUGCAGUGACAGAUGUAAGAUAGAAGAGUUGGAUUUGGAUUUGAUCAAGCAUUUUAGCAAAUCCGUCUA